This is a messenger RNA of Rhizoctonia solani, 1506 nucleotides long. RefSeq lists its product as uncharacterized. The coding region runs from base 1 to 1506 and encodes 501 amino acids. The transcript has 9 exons. Lineage: Eukaryota; Fungi; Basidiomycota; Agaricomycetes; Cantharellales; Ceratobasidiaceae. The record is from RefSeq and is a predicted model, not a curated record.
AUGGCCUCCAGACCGCAACAUUCGCGAGCUUUUCUCAAUAAUGAAGGAUUUCGAAACACCGACCACGGCCUCCUAUCGGAUUAUAUAAGUAGUAUUUCACAUUUUGACGCGAAGUCAGCUGGAAGUUUGUACUCGGUCGAAACUGCGGUGCAUUCGGGUCCGUAUGAUCGUUACUCCGCCCUUGAUUCAUCAUUACUUCUGCCGGGUGGAUCAAUUACACGGAGGGGUAUCAGCCUCAGCCGGGGGGACGGCCAAGCAUCGGUUGAACGCGGAGAAUGGGGAAUAGUGGAUGCACCUCGUCUAGUACGAGAAAUGUAUUGGUGCUCCGAGCAAUCAGACGACUGCAAUGACUUUAUCAUUCUCAAUAUCGAAGACGAGAACCAUGUGUACGGCUCUGAAGUUUGGGUCAGCUUCCAGGUUUAUUGUCAAGGGGAGACUUUGCGCCUCAGUAACACAGCGCCUUCAAUGGGGGAAUUAUUCAAUCAUGAGAUGGCACCCCGUGCAAGCAUUUCUUUCAAAAACGGAAUCAACUAUGAUGCGAUGCUGCAUACUCGUGAGACGAUAGCUCGUAUGCACCAAAUUCGGUCUAAAAGCAAAGACCAAGCAUCUUGUGCGGCAGAUUUUGCUGAAAUGUUAAGCCUAAAUAUUGGAGAAGGAGCGGGACUUUGUACACCUCAGGAUCUUUGCGAGAUUUGGCCAGCCACUCCGACAUCAGACCGCCGCCUUUUUGAACUUCAGUGGUACGAAAUUCCGGAUGGUUCUGGCGCUGAAUUUGCUGUAGUGCUUAUAAACGGAAGUUCGGACCUUUCGUCUUACAAAGAUUGGUGGGUGCGGCUGGAGAGAGUUGAAUUGAGCGAUUGUGCUAUAAUUUCGAUGAGCCAUGAUGAAGUUGUCCAUCCUGGCGAUGGAUCGGAACUUAAACAUAAGGUUACGUUUGAUGGUGGAAUACCAUUCGCGCAGGUAAUCAGUAUUCUGCGGAGCAUACCUGUUGGGUCGAACCCGAUUAUAGAGGAUUGCUGGUUUUACGCUGCCACUCUUGCGCAUAAAAUCACUAUGCAAGUUGGUGAUGAUCUUGGCGAGUGUUCCAUUGAGGACCUAAUCGAAAUAUGGUCAGGAGAACGGGGCUCAUAUAUGCGUGUGAACCGCGCUCAGGCCAUGCAGGAAGAUGACGACUUUGGGAAUAUAUCUCAUUUUCUGUUGUUGAAUAUUUCCGAUGACCCGCACGAAGGGCGUGGCGUGUGGGUCCGCCUCGAAAGGAAUCCGGAGGUCGGGAGUAAGGCUUAUUUCUCAAGGAAUCGUAGGCGACUCUUGAAAAAAGAUGCAAACAUCGCGUCAGAUGUCGCUUUCGAGACUCUCAAAUUUGGAGAAGCAAUGAGUGCGCUCAAAACACUUGAUAGACAGCCAAGCAUGCCUGUUGAGACGAUCAACAACGAUUUUCCGCGUAGGCUUCUUCGUGAGUUGACUUCGCGCCGCGAGUACGUGCAUUGGAUCAAACGCGAAAAUUGA